Messenger RNA from Umbelopsis ramanniana AG, 663 nucleotides. RefSeq lists its product as uncharacterized. The coding region runs from base 1 to 663 and encodes 220 amino acids. Lineage: Eukaryota; Fungi; Mucoromycota; Umbelopsidomycetes; Umbelopsidales; Umbelopsidaceae. The record is from RefSeq and is a predicted model, not a curated record. The transcript is spliced from 6 exons.
AUGCCUAUCAUGCUGAACAAUAACGAUGUCAUUCUUUUUUCAGCAUUUACGCUGAAAACCAAACGGGCGCAUAUCAUCGCCUUAAAGCGAUAUCUUUCACAACACAACAUACCUUACAUUGUUUUCCACCCUCCUCCUCCUCGCCGGCCAUUUCGUUGGCGUCCCAAACCAACGGCGGCCGACAUCCCACCACUCGAUGAUCUCAUGGACAUCGAUAAGCCUUUUGAGCUUGAGGUGGUGAGAUACCCACUAGCCCCGGGUGACAACAGGUACCUGCUGGGGGAAAUGGAGCGUUUGCAAGGAACCCUUAUGGACUGGUGUGUCUUUUCUGAGGAGAUGGAAAUCUUUCCGUAUUCUCCACCUCGUUCUUCUCGUUUCUUGCCUUUGGCGGAAGCCGAUACCCCUUCUGUUCCUUUUGUUCGGCCCUCUGCCGCAUUGGCAGCCCCUCCCGCUCCUUUCGAUCUCGGUGACCCGAGCAGCCUCUAUGGCUGCUGUAUAUCAAUACCGACGUCCCCAUUCGCUGAGAGGGGGGAGGAGAACCUCCAGCCGUCGCUAGAGCAAAUUGGCGAAGAAGAGUUUGAUCGCUUCUUGGCCGGUCGCUCCCGCGAAGCUCUUAGUAGCUUGUUGAUGGCCCUAACAAGACAGCGAUGUAAAUUACUGUAG